CAAGGCCCUUUGCGAGCGGGCUGGGCUCGCGCCACGCCGAGCCACCACCGCCACAAGCAGCCGUCGCCAUAGGAAGAGCACGUCGUCCCGUCCUCGCUUUCUUCUUCUGCCGACUGCCUCGCGCGGGUCCUCCAAUCCGCGCGCGCCCAUGGACCUCGCGGUGAGAGCGUCUGCCGCCGCGGCUUCCUCCUGCUCCCCCUACCCCACCUCGCUCCAGCACCAGCAGCCCCCCCGCGCGCGCGCCACUCACCACCUCCGCCGCCGGCGCCCCGGCCUCACACUGCCAGCUCGCCGGGUCGUCGCCGCCGCCGCCGCGUCCAUCGCCGUGGACCCGGAAACCAACGCCGAGCGGAAUGACAUCUCAGAAGCUGAGGUGUUCGCGUGCCCUGUUUGCUAUGAACCGUUGAUCAGGAAAGGCCCUCCAGGCAUAAACCUGCCAGCAAUUUAUAGGUCUGGAUUCAAGUGUUCGAAAUGCAAGAAGUCGUUCACCAGCAAAGACAUCUUCUUGGACCUCACUGUCACCUCGGGAACAAAAGAGUACAGCGAGCUGAAGCCUGCUAGAACCGAGCUGUUCAGGAGCCCGCUCGUCUCGUUCCUUUACGAGAGAGGGUGGCGCCAAAACUUCAACCGGAGUGGCUUCCCUGGUCUUGAUGAAGAGUUCCAAAUGGCUCAAGAUUAUUUUCAACCGGUAGCUGGCGGUAUACUCAUCGAUGUCAGCUGCGGCAGUGGCCUGUUUACAAGGAAGUUUGCAAAGUCUGGGGCAUACUCAGCUGUGGUUGCUUUGGACUUCUCUGAGAAUAUGCUCCGCCAAUGCUAUGAAUACAUCAAGCAAGAUGAUACCCCCCUAAACACGAACCUUGCACUCGUAAGGGCUGAUAUUUCGAGGCUCCCUUUUGCUUCAUGUUCAAUUGAUGCCAUUCACGCUGGAGCUGCUAUCCACUGUUGGCCAUCCCCUUCAAAUGCGGUAGCUGAGAUCAGCCGUGUGCUGAGGCCAGGCGGCGUCUUUGUGGCAACAACCUUCUUAUCCACCCCCACGAACAGCGGCCCCUUCUCCGUUGGACCAUUAAGGCCACUAAGACAGAUUGUUGGACCAGUGAACAGCAGCUACAAUUUCUUCACUGAAGCAGAGCUGGAAGACCUGUGCAAAUCCUGUGGCCUGGUUAACUACAGCAGCAAGGUGCAGAGGUCGUUCAUCAUGUUCUCUGGGCAAAAGCCUUAGCCAGGAAUUCCAUCCAAACAUUGUAUAGCCACAGUUUACUACUCCGUACCCCAUGAGAUAUGGAAGGCCGGAACCCGGAAGUUGUAGAUGCAGAGGCCGGAAGAAACUCUUUGCACAUAUUAAUUCGGUUGCACCGUAUAUAUGUCAGGUAUCAGUUGAUGCAUGCGAUGCGAAAGCAAGGAGAUGCGCAAAAUACCUUGAAAAGUUGAAAUCAAAGUCCCUCGUUAAUUGUCAGUGGGCACUAUAUACUGGAGUA
Messenger RNA from Brachypodium distachyon (stiff brome), 1475 nucleotides. RefSeq lists its product as uncharacterized. The transcript is spliced from 7 exons. Gene Ontology annotation, molecular function: S-adenosylmethionine-dependent methyltransferase activity. NCBI's taxonomy places the organism in Eukaryota, Viridiplantae, Streptophyta, Magnoliopsida, Poales, Poaceae. The record is from RefSeq and is a predicted model, not a curated record. Bases 149 to 1219 code for a protein of 356 amino acids.